Messenger RNA from Culicoides brevitarsis, 1323 nucleotides. It is a transcript of the gene l(3)mbn, whose product is annotated as protein lethal(3)malignant blood neoplasm 1. The record is from RefSeq and is a predicted model, not a curated record. Gene Ontology annotation, cellular component: chitin-based extracellular matrix. The transcript has 5 exons. Gene Ontology annotation, molecular function: structural constituent of chitin-based larval cuticle. NCBI's taxonomy places the organism in Eukaryota, Metazoa, Arthropoda, Insecta, Diptera, Ceratopogonidae. Bases 1 to 1323 code for a protein of 440 amino acids.
AUGACUUACAUUUACUUCAGCACGUUACUGGUCAUCGUAUCUUCCGCCUCCAAGUGGUAUGACGGACCAUCGAGACCGUACGAGUUCGGAUAUAACCUAGAAAAUAAUCAACAUCGGUUCGAAAAGAAAGACGAAAAUGGCAUCAUUAUGGGUGAAUUUGGGUUCAUAACUGCUGAUGGUGUCUAUCACAUUACGGUUUAUGCGACUGAUGAGAAUGGAAAUUUUAAAAUUGUUUCGAUGAAAAAUAUUAAAUUGGAGGGAUUAUCGCCAGCUCUUGGAAUGUCACCAAAUGCCUUCAAAUCGUCGCAAAAUGAACAAACAACGACGACACAAACUCCUGCAACGACAACUCCGAAGAAACAAACGUCUCCUCCGAAGUAUGGAUGCUCAAAUUGUGUCAUUCCAGAACGAGAAGUGACGAAAGUUACUCCAAAAUUCGAUACUACGGAGCGAUCGGUGCAGGAAAAUAUCGAUACGCGAUUUGGAUCGAAUGUUGGAACAGGGAAUGGAGUAACAGGAUCAGGAACGGGACCUGGAAAUGCGCCAACAGGGUCAGGAAACGGCCCAACAGGCUCUGGAGGGACAGGACAAGGCUCACAAAAUGCAAAUUCCGGUCCUGGCGAUGAUUUUAACUCAAUUUCUGAUGUUUCUGAUGACACAGGAACGAAUAACGGAGGCGAACAAGAGCACAGGAAUCAACAAUCCGGUGAAAGAAAUCAAUCUGGAGGACAAAAUCAAGCAGGAGGACAAUCACAAGGCGGUGAAAAUCAAUCAGGGGAUGGAAAUUCAUCACCCCAAGGUCAUUCUCAAGGUCAAAAUCAACAAUCAGGACAAGGACAGUCAUCUGGAAACACAUCCAAUGGAGGAGGUUCGUCAUCUUCUGGUCCUGGCAACGUUGGAAAUCGCUUUUCACCUGAUUCAAACGUUAAUUCAGGUUCAAAUUCUGGUCAAAAAUCGGGUCCAAGCUCUUCUAACGAAAAUAAUUCGGGAAAACCUUCAAAAUCUUCUCCAUCUGUACCUUCCGCUGCUGAAAUGAAAAAAAUGCUCGGCGAUCUUUUGUAUAAAUUCAACUACACUGCAGGUUUUCAUGGACAUAAUGAAAAAGGCGAUCGCUCGGGCAAUAAAGAAGGUUCCUACUUCAGCAUUGGUCGAGAUGGCGUCAAACGCACUAUCGAGUACAAAGCUAACGAGUUCGGCUAUCAACCAACGAUAAAACUGGAAAAAGCAACUCCCGAAGAGACUCCCGAUCCAGAGACGGAACGCGAAAAUCGACGAUACGAUUAUUCGUUUAAAUGGUUUUUUAAGGCUUUGGAAAAUUAUUAA